Micropterus dolomieu (smallmouth bass) is the source of this 2069-nucleotide messenger RNA. RefSeq names its product F-box protein 4 (gene fbxo4). Gene Ontology annotation, molecular function: protein binding. The record is from RefSeq and is a predicted model, not a curated record. Gene Ontology annotation, cellular component: SCF ubiquitin ligase complex. Gene Ontology annotation, biological process: protein polyubiquitination; SCF-dependent proteasomal ubiquitin-dependent protein catabolic process. The coding region runs from base 116 to 1333 and encodes 405 amino acids. The transcript has 7 exons. Lineage: Eukaryota; Metazoa; Chordata; Actinopteri; Centrarchiformes; Centrarchidae.
CUCUCGCCAGCAACAAGGAAGUGUGACAAGAGUUAGGGAAACGUCAACUUUGCUAUCAUCUCCAUAUUACUCUUUGUUAGUAGCUAUUCAUAUGUGACCACUCAAAUUUGAAGCGAUGGCAGGAAAGAUCCAGCAGCUCACCGAGUCAGUAGUGAUCCGCAGUCUCAGGCGGUUCAGAGACAGAUAUUUUCCAAAUAGUGGUAAAGUUGUCAGAGAUGACUUGACGCUUGGUGUGGACACGGGAGGACAACCGCAACCGAGCUUUUUGGAUACCUUACCGGUGGACAUGCAGUUCCUGAUCAUGACCUUUCUGUCUCCUGUGGAUAUCUGCUGCCUGGGAGCCACCAGUCGGUACUGGAGGGCCAUGGUUAGAGAUCCAUUACUGUGGAGAUACUUCCUGCUCAGGGACAUGCCAUACUGGCCUUCCAUUGAUCAUGUGACCAUGCCCCAACUGGAGUUGUUAGAUGCACCAUUAAUCAAUGAAGAUGAGAGCUUGGACGAUAGAGAAGAGGGGGAAGACAAGGGGAUGGAAUCCAAAAUUGACUACAUGUCAGAAUACCUGAAAGGCUGCCCAUCCUGCAGACAGCAAUGGCUUCCUUCGCGGCCGGCAUAUGAGGUUGUGACCUCGUUUUUUCAGUCUCUGGUCCCUUCAUCUGAACCACGUUACGCCAUGUUUGGCCCUGGCAUGGAGCAGCUGGAUGACUCUUUAGUCACAAGGCUCAUGCAUGCCCCAGAUGUGCUUCCUGUGUCGGGUAUUCCACACAGACAGAUAAUUGGUAUUGGCUCAGGGAUCAGUUACAUGUUCAACAACCAACACAAAUUUAAUAUCCUAACUCUGUACUCUGACAAUAGGAGUGAGAGGGAAAGAGCCAAAGUGAAGCAGCAGAACACCAGUAAUAAACUUUUUACCUUUGAAGGAACAGAUGACUCAGGCUACCCAAUCUACAGCCCUGCUCCUCAGGUGCAGCAAGUGUGCCAGGUGGUGGAUGGUUUCAUCUAUGUAGCCAAUGCAGAGCCUGGGGGAGGUGAGGGGGAGUCCGAAGGGGCUCAGAUCCGGGCUGUGCUGAGCGCUCCCGGGCUUUCAAAAUCCAGACCCCUGCUGGUCCUCUCCUGUGUCUCCAGAGAAGAACUGGGAGCAGUCAGGACAACAAGCCUGCCAACUAUAACCAGCAGAAACAGAGCCAGGUUAACUCCCAGUGUUCACAUGGCAAAGAGACUUGGCCUACCGCAACUGGUUAACCCCUGGAUGGUGCAGGAUACAGUAACAGAAUCCCUGUCAGGUCUUCUGGAUGGCAUUUCCUGGUUGCUGAGAUGUUCUGGAGUCAAACUCUAGGGUAGCUAGUUAUCUAACUUUGGUUGCUAACAGAUGGAUUCAAACCACAGACGACACUGCUGCCUCAUACAGACACGGGACACACUACGGCAUUUCCUGAGUAAUGCAUACCAUGUGAAUGUCUCAGGAUUGGAGCACUGCCUGUGGAAUUUAAUGAAUUGGAUGAGCAACAGAAUUGAUGGGUUUCUUACAAUCAUCUGGGAGAACUGAGAGAGACCCCGUUCUUAUUUACAGAAGUAGCCACAUAAAGGAGUUAUAGCAGGACAGAAGGUUAUACAAAGAUCUGCGAGUUUCACAGUAACCCUACAAACUGGUUUUGUUGAACACUAUAUAGAGCAGCGCGGCAAUAAAUAGCUUUUUUCAUUUCACAGAUUUAUACUUGGUAAGAUAAGGUGAGCUGCUUACAAAUCAGGCGGCCUGACCUUUGGUUUAAAAUGCCUUCUGAUCAGUGAUUUACAUUCAUAUAAUGCAAAGAUAUGAUUUUUAGAGCUAAAAUAUAAUACAAGCAAUUGAAUAUAUUUACUAUAAGUAUUUUAUGUUUAUACAAUUAAGAAAUGUUUCCUUUUGAUAAGUGAUGAAUACUUACUAUACUCCUGUAUGUGCUGCACAAUUGCUUUCUUCUACAAUUGCAGAUUUUUCUUGAGGUGAAUGAGUCACUUUUCCACUCUCUUACAACAAUAACUCACUGUUAAAUGUCUGUUAAAUAACCAGUAAAUUAUAUACAUUGACAAAACUA